AUUUAAUUAAUUUUAAAAAUAUUUAUUAAAUACUUUUAUUGAUCGAAGUUUAAUACCAUUCAUUUUUUAUUUCAUCUUAGUGACGUUUGAAAUGUUCUUGCUCAAACAAUAGUUUUAGAACGUCGUACCACUCCUAGGUUUUAUUUUGAUAUGGUGUUCUUGAUUUUUUAUUAAUUGAGAGUGAAUUAGUGUGUUAAUAAUUAAGAUAAUGUGCAUAUCAUGAGUUAAAAUGUGUUUCUACGGCCGCUGCAUAUAGAGUUUGUCAACCUAUUGUCAUUGAAACAAUAGAAUCCUUUUGUUUACAUGGUAAAAUGCUGUGACCACAAUGUCCGGUGGAAAUUCCAAGGGCAAGGCCCGCUCCAAGCGGCACGAGGGCUGGGAGGAAGCCGGCGGAGAGUUCUACCAGGAGUUGUACCCUGGAGCUGAACAAGAGCUGUUCGAGCACCUCCAGAGGGCUGAUGCUGCGAAGCUGGCCACUCUGCUGCCGUCGAAGCAGGCGAGGAAUACGACAACCGUGAAGAGGGCUCGGUCACAGAAUGAACGGCGGCAGUCUACCUUCGCGCGAACUACCCAGAGCAGGGACAUACAUCUAUCCAUGAUGCCAGACUUAUCAGAAAACCUGUCGAACGAGGAGAGAACAUGGGAGGAGAUCAUGCAGAUCAAGGCCAUGCCGGUGCCCAUGAACCAGAAGAGGGAGCUCAAGGCAAAGUUGCAGAAUGCAACCAAAUUGCGUCUGCAAGGCCUAGAGAACAUCCACUGGCAACAGAGGAAAGUAUGGCACCGUUUCCGCAUCCGGUUCGGAGAAAUCCUCGGAAAAUUGGAAAUGUGGCAAUCGCCAAUGAGAGAGAUAGAAGGCACCUUUGGAACCGGCGUGGUAUCAUACUUUCUCUUUCUAAGGUGGCUGCUAUUCCUAAACUUAGCCAUAUCUCUGUUCGUGAUACUAUUUCUAAUUGUACCAAAGACUGUUCUAGUCGAAACCACAUACGAUUGCGACGAAUACGAAACUAACUCGACCGUUUGUUGUUCACACGCGUAUUUAAAUAGGAAUCUUACUGAAUCCAAUAUAGUUUUAGACGUAAUUCAAGGCACUGGAUGGAUGGAGCGUACAAUAUUGUUCUACGGUGUUUACAGCGACCAAAUAUACACUUACUUCAUUAAAACCUUUUGGGAGACCCAUUUGUAUUACAAUAUGCCUCUAGCUUACAUCCUAGUACCCAUAACUUGGGCGUUACUAUCCCUAAUAGCUAUAGUUAAAGCAGCGGCAAAAGGUUUCAAAGAGAAAUUAGUUGAAAGCGAAGGACAGUUCUAUCUUUACUGCAAUUUAGUUUUCGGCGGUUGGGAUUUCUGCAUACAGAACGAUAAAUCGGCGAAAAUCAAGCACAAAGCUUUGUUUAACGAAGUAAAAGGAUGUCUGGAAGAAGAGAGGUUCAAAGAGGAGAAGCAGCUGAGAAGUAGAGAGAGCCAGAUCUUUUUACAUUUGAGGAGGAUAUUGAUAAAUCUAAUAGUGCUAAUCAUACUUAUAGCGUCAGGGGUUUUGAUAUACGUGUCAUUCAAUUAUUCCUUGGAUAGACUCAGCGCUAAAACAGCGAUUCAAGUAGAUUCUGAUGGACCGGAUAAGUUAUACGUGAACAGGACUUGGGAGAAACUGGCUAGCCAUUUGUCGAUAGACAGAAAUUACCAAGUGCUAGGAUUGUACAGAGAAAGUUCCUUUUUAGAGCAACUGGAGAAUACUCUAUUAGAAUUCCUACCAUAUAUAUGUAUCGUAGUUUUAAAUUUGAUUGUGCCCGAGAUAUUUAACUACCUGAUAGGUUUUGAGGAUUAUUUGCCCGCUCGCGUCAUAAUAGUCACUUUAUUAAGGACCGUGUUGUUGAGGCUGUCUUCUUUGGCAGUGCUUUUGAGUCAAAUUUACAUGUUCAUUGUUUCGAAUGAUUUAACUUGUUCGUGGGGUAAUGAUGAGGCUAACGGUUUAGAAUGCUGGGAGACUUAUUUGGGCCAGCAGUUGUACAAGUUGAUUUUAACCGAUUUCGCACUCCAAUUCGUUACAACUUUCCUGAUAAAUUUGCCUAGGGCAUUCCUAGCUCGCCAUUCCUCCAGUAGAUGCUUAAAAAUUAUCGGUGAACAAGACUUCUACCUCCCUAAACACGUUCUAGACAUAAUCUACGUUCAAACCAUCAUAUGGAUGGGCUCAUUCUUCUGUCCAUUUCUACCGAUUAUCGGUACAGUGUAUUACUUCCUGAUAUUUUACGUGAAAAAGUUCACGUGUCUCACGAACUGCACACCAUCGCCUGUAGUUUACAAAGCGUCCAAAUCGAAAUCUCUUUUCAUGUCAGUGCUUUUAUUAGGGUUUGUGGUAUCGAUAACGCCUGUUGCGUAUUCCGUUGCGGAAUUGCUUCCAUCGGUUAACUGCGGGCCUUUUAGGGGUUAUAACACUGUUUGGGAAUACGUUAUAGAUACUUUUGAAAGAUUCCCGUUGGUUUUACGGGAAUUUGUAUUCCUUUUGGGCACUUCGGUGUUUGCUGUGCCAGCUUUUGCGCUGUUACUGCUGUUCUUAUAUUACUAUUGGGCUGUAGCUACAGCUAAUAGGCAUAUGGUUAGCGUGUUAAAGAACCAGUUAGUCUUAGAAGGGCAUGAUAAACAAUUCCUUCUGAAUCGCUUGAGCGCUUUCAUAAGACAGCAUCAGAAAAGAUGCGAGAGAAGGAAUAGGGCUAGUUUUGCUGAUGACGAUUCGUCGAUAAGACAAAGCUCGAGGUAAUUCGGCUAAUUUGUAUUGUAGAUGUUAUUGUAAAAUAAAGAAGCAACAAACGUAUCCAUUUUACGUAGUCGCGUAUUACGAGUAAGGUAGGUUUUGAUAAAGAUUAAACUGAUUUGUAAAACCCAGUAAAGUUAAGACUAUUUUGUGUAUUGUUUUUUUCUUUCGUUUAGUGACUAAAGACUGUUGUUAAUUUCCUUUCCUUAGUGAGGUUCUAUAAUAGCUUUUUAGUGACAAAUUUCAAGAAUUAUCCGAGCAGCGACGCUUUAUAAACGUUGUAUACAAGGAAGUUAUAUAACUUCCUCGAUUGUAUGUAACUAUGUUUUAUUGAGGUUAGGUUUAUGGAAAUGUCUGUUAAAGUGAUAAUAUCGAAAACUUCAAUAUGGGGGCACAUAUUAUUUACACAAUAUUUUAAUCAGUGUUUUUGAGAUUUAUGUUUUUCCACAUAAUAUAUAGGUUGUGUUUGUGUCACAAAUAAUAAAUAGACAUUUUUUUACAUUUUAUUCUUAAAGCUUAUUUUUAAAGUCUGCUGACUACUACGUAAGAUUAUAAGCAAGAAAAUUCAACCAUUAUAUCCGCUGAGCCAUUUAUAAAUAUAUGUGUUCAGUAUAAUAGAUAAAGUUGAAUUUUUAUUUAGUUAAUUUUAGCUCUCUGCAACAGCCGCUUAAAUGCAGAUUUUUUAUUUAUUAUUUUAUUUAAAUAAGUACACUUCUACUGUUUAUUUACUAUACGAGUUCCUUAUUUCUUUUAGCUAUGUGAUUGAUAAAUUGGAUAAUUUCUGUGAAAAAAUUUUAAUACUCGAUUUCUUUACUUAGUUUAAAAACUCAAAAAAAAAAAUAGAUUUUAUAAAUUCACUCAAAAUCUUUCCCAUCAAUUUUUAUAAUUUACUAAAAGGAAUUUUUUUUUUUUCUAGAUUUUAUUAAAUGAAAAAAUCAAAAGUGUGACGUUAAACAGCUCUGACGUAAUCGCCAUAAGUCACAAGUGUGAGUGCGAUAGCAAACUGCACACACACUCCCUCUCCUUGUCUAGUUAUAUUUGAAGUACUACUUCAACGAUAUUAAAUACCCUACAUACACCACGUAUCUAGUCAAUGUUUGUUAAUUUAACUCAUUUGAAGUAAAUUUUCAUCUAAAACUUACUAUAAACUGAUUUGAUAUAAAAAUCAGUCGGUUAUACAUCGCCAUAUAGCCGUCUCUUUUCCUCGCGGUCCGUGCCUGCUAUAUUGCUAACAGCGCGUUCAGAAUUGCGCGUAGAGUCAAAGAACAAAGGUCUAAAUUCUUCCGAAUAUAGCAAUAAGUCGUAAAAUUUUACGAGCUUGCAUUUCGAACUGUCAGGAGUCCUUGACGCAUGCGUUUUAUUUAAGACCUUAUGCAGUAUGUAUUAAAGGUUACUUUCAAUAUUUAAAUAAUGCUUUAUAUUGAUUUAGACUACGCGAUCAUCUUACGGAGCUCCGUGGAUCGUUCAAUGUACCUUUUGGACAGGUUUCGGGCACGAUUUUGUUCGUGUUGGUGUAUCUAGGGUAUUUAAUAUCGUUGUACUUUUUAUUUUUCUUUCUUCACAGAAAGAUAUCUUUAUUAUUCAGUAUAAUAUAAAUAUAUAAAAAAAAUACAUAAUAAUGAGCAAAUAUUUUUAAAUAAUUAACUUUCAUUUUAUAAACACACUUAUAACUAAAUAAAUUAUAUACAAAUGCUAAAUAUUAACACUCUUCCCAGGUAUUAUCCAAUUUUUCUUUGAAAUACUCGUCCCAUUCACAACGUAGGUAGUAUUGUUUGCAUUUCUUAUUCAGGUAAGCUGUGUUUUCCUAUAUUUAUUUAAUUCUAAUAAAACACAUGUUUGGUAUGUACUGUAUCUGUAUAAAACCUGUAAAUAGUAUUUAAUAUAUUAGAAACACAGAAUAGAGAUCUCAAAAUAGCUAGGGUAUAAUAAAUAAUAUUUGUACAUUUGACUAAGUAUAUUUAACUGUACUUAUAUAAUAUGUAGUUAUUUUCACGGGUGGAUUCGACCGCACAAUAAUAUUGAUAAAUAGGUUUAUUUACUUCUUAGAUUUCACGCACAAAAAUCGUUUGAAAAUCACUUUAAUCACUUGCCAAAAUCUCAGUUUGGUGGCUAGAGAGAAUUCGAAAAGUCAAGAAUAAUUAAAAAAAACACUAUUUUUACUCGUUUAUAAUAAAAAAAAGUCGUUUUAUUAAAUGUAUUAUAUAUUAAUUUUUAGCGUAAAUCAUAUUUAUAUGAUUUUUUUUUCAUGGUAGUAUUGCAAUAUUUUCAGUUUGUAGAGCUCAUAGGGUUACAAUAUACAAAAAGGGGUUGAUUUAAUUUUCUGGCACUUCUAAAAAGAAUAUUACUGUAGUCUUUGUAGAGGUAACAUUGGGACUUUGUAUUUGCUCAAUUAAUUAAAUAACCUCAUAAGUUCGGAUGUCAAUAGAUUUAAUGUAGUAAUAAGGUAUUUAGUUUCAAUAUAAAACUGUUGGGAUUAUUCAAGAAUGGUAGAUACAGAAUUGAUUUAAUUUUUCUUUUAAAUUUGACAGUUUUUUUUACCAUAUUUUAAUCUAAUACAAUUCAGUAUAUGUUGUACAUUUAUUGCUAUAUUUAUUUCUUUUGAUAACUAAGAUAAAAAUAUUUGGUCGAAUUCGCCCUUUUUAAGAAAUGAAUCAAUUUGUAGGAAAGUUUUUUUUCUUCAAAACACUGUUUUUUUUUAAUUUUAAGUAUUUUUUUUGUAAGUACAUAAAGAAGAGAAAAAUGACAAUAGAAGUUUAGUUUCAUGCAAACGUAAAUUUUAUACAUUUGAACAGAAAACCCCUUUCCUAUAAAAAGAUUUAUUGAUAAGAAAAGAAAUCCAAUUUUUGUUACCUUUAUUAGAAUAUACAUCUACGCACUGUCUCUACUAAAAAAUAUACCUAAUCGCAGAAAAAAGUUUGAUUCACAUUAAUAAAGUAUUUAUUGAAUAAUUUAUAUGAACACUGCUUUAUUUGAUAACGCUGUUGUUUUACUGAAGAGUAGGUGAUUCAAUUCUGUUCUUGAAAGUUUUGUUUUAUUAGGUCAUCAAAGAAACUGUUGUCUUCCAAAAUAUAAUUUACUUAAAAUUAUAAAUCUGUGCCAUGACAUGACGUUAAGUUAUGACAGCUAAAUUUGUUAACCUGGACUCCCAUGACAUUGUUAAAGGCUAAUUUUAUACUUACUUAUUUUUAUUAAGACCCUUAUUACAUACAUACUUACUUAUAUAUUGUUCAUGUUCAGGAUGUUAUAUUAUAGCUAUUAACGGGAUUGUUACCAUGUACCUUG
Chilo suppressalis (striped riceborer) is the source of this 6028-nucleotide messenger RNA. NCBI's taxonomy places the organism in Eukaryota, Metazoa, Arthropoda, Insecta, Lepidoptera, Crambidae. The record is from the annotation of a GenBank genome assembly.